CGAUGAUAAGGUUAUGUUCUCGCGUUGUGCGAGGCGGCAUUGUCCACUCUAUGACCCAAACUGUGAGGCACCGGCACUUUAAAACCCGAAACCCGUUCAGGAAAGUAAAGCCGCUCUCAGUGAAGUUGAAGGAACCGGACCGAAACGGGCUAUUGGGAAGCGAUAGAUCGAGUACUUACGAUUUUGACGAUGCAGAGGAAGACCCAGAAGAGGUCCUGGAGCACGUUGAACAUUACUACGAUCGUCACAUGGAAGAACUCCGGUUGGAACGUCGUAGAGCAAGGUCAGCGAUUAUACGACGGAAAUACUUCAAGGAUUUAUUUCCGCCGGAAACAAACUUACUGUCGUGGGCUGCGAAGGAGCAAAUCCGCUACCUGCACAACCUCGACCCGUCCGAAUGGACUGUUGAAAAAAUUGCCCAGUGUUUCCCUGUCAGCGUGCUGGGAGCAAAAAAGCUGCUGAAAUCCCAAUUUAGAAAAGAAACAGCUGAACAGAUUGCAGAACACGACAGAAACGUACAGCUCAAGUGGAAGGCAUUAAAAACUGGCAAGGGGAAUGAAUAUAUUUCGCCAACCACUAAGAAGCUGUUCAUGGAGGGAAAACUUCAGGAAGACCAGGCAUAUGGGAACAAGACACUUCCUAUGCCACAACAAGGAGGUGACACGCGGGCACUGGAGCUGUCGCGCCUUUCUCCAAAACCUGGUGAAUACAGCAAACUAAUUGCCACCUACUUAAAGCUGAAGAACCCCGAGAAGAGUGUGUCACCAAAGAAAUAUGAACAGGCAAGUCCCAAGCAAACGUACGACGACGUUUACACGGAAGAUAUGGCGGCUGCAACAUCACUCAAGAAAAUGGGCAGCCAUGGUAGCCAUGUCCGAAUAGAUGAAUUCAAGGCUGUAGAAACGAAGUUUAGGCAUUAUACAGGUGAAGGCGUGGAUCGCAGAGAUGCAAUACAUGCAGGCAGUGAGAAUGUUUCAGACACACCAUCAACAGAACUCCAGGACACAGGUGGCGCUGUGACACCAGAAGGCACUACUGAAGACGUGGUAACAUUUGACAUUCUUGAAGCUCACAAGUAUAGAAAAGAUGACACAUUGUCACACCGAAUCAGAAGCGAGAUUGCAGAGAACUACAAGUAUUCGGAAGACGGAGACGAGGCACCAAGACAGCACAUCACAAUACCGUCCCACUUAAAGAAACGAAGUACUGCUGUGUAUAGGGUUGGAAAGUGCUACUAUGAUGAAGAUGGUGAAAUACUGUUCAAAGUUCCUUGAUGAAAAGUGUUCGUGUAUUAUAGUACUCUUUAUUUUGUGGAAAUAUAUAAAUUAACUACAAAAA
Messenger RNA from Rhipicephalus microplus (southern cattle tick), 1338 nucleotides. RefSeq lists its product as uncharacterized. The record is from RefSeq and is a predicted model, not a curated record. Gene Ontology annotation, cellular component: nucleus. NCBI's taxonomy places the organism in Eukaryota, Metazoa, Arthropoda, Arachnida, Ixodida, Ixodidae.